Hymenoscyphus albidus is the source of this 2373-nucleotide messenger RNA. Lineage: Eukaryota; Fungi; Ascomycota; Leotiomycetes; Helotiales; Helotiaceae. The record is from the annotation of a GenBank genome assembly.
CAAACAUCCAUCUCCGUCCUGUCAUCCACUCCACUUCACAGGAUGAAUCUGGUCGCAAGCACCGAUGCGAGCAAACUGCGCAAGCCAACUUGUCGCACUCUCCCCUUAAUGCCCUCCUGAAUCGCCUCUUCCAUUGGCACAAGUGCCACCCUCCAAUCUCGCCAUUUACGCAAUGGCCGCGGAUUCUUCUCACCAACAGCCUGCCGAAGGUCCCCAUGAAAUCCCCGCCGGGCCGUUCUCCUCAGGCGCAAAGCAUCUACGCAUGCGAACGAACACGGCCGAGAUAGAUAGCACAAUCAUUCAUCCUGGCUCCGUCAAGAUCAAUGUUCAGGGAGCCUUCAUUGUCGACCAAGACUCCGUCUCUCCCAAUGGCAGAAACACACAUGGUGGGAGUCAUGAUACGAAGGACAUCCGAUUACCGAAUCAUACUGCUGUUGUCAGUCAUAUAGCAGUGGAUGUACGUUUUCGGUUAUCCCGCUGCUUCCAAUUCUACAUCGGCUAACAUCCUGUUAGAUAGGGGGCUCUCUUGCCAAAUUGGUUUAUUUUUCCCGCGAACCGCAUUCUCGUGAACCCGGUGGACGAUUGAAUUUCAUGAAUUUCGAGACGGACCGAAUCGAUGACUGCGUGGAAUUCAUGAAACAAUUGAAAUUAGAGCAACAAAAACUCAAUGGUUCCCGACCUGGGGCCUUGUGUGUUAUGGCUACUGGUGGAGGAGCGUUCAAAUUCUAUGACAAAAUACGAGCGGCGUUAGGAGUAGACGUUUUGCGGGAAGAUGAAAUGGAGUGUUUGAUAAUUGGUACCAAUUCGUACACACUAGUUCAAACAUCGCAUUUUUACUAACCCGGAAAACAGGGUUGGACUUCUUCAUAACCGAGAUUCCACGAGAAGUGUUUACAUAUAGCGAAACAGAUCCGAUGCACUUUACAGAUCCCCGCUCUGAUAUCUACCCAUACCUCCUUGUUAAUAUUGGCUCUGGAGUAAGCAUGAUCAAAGUCUCAGGGCCCCGAGAGUAUCAACGUGUGGGAGGAACUUCUUUAGGAGGAGGAACACUCUGGGGUCUCCUAUCCCUUCUCACCGGCGCCAGAACCUUUGACGAAAUGUUAGGAAACGCCGAGCGAGGAGACAACGUCAAAGUCGACAUGCUCGUCGGUGAUAUCUAUGGAACCGACUACGGAAAAAUUGGUCUCAAAAGCAGCACAAUAGCUUCGUCCUUCGGAAAGGUCUUCCGCAUGAAACGAGAAGCCGAGCAAGAAGCAGAAGACAGCGGCGGUCUUACAAACGGCGACAACGCAUCCGCCUCUUCAUCCCCAGGUUUAGAAAGCGAACAUAAAGCUCCUCCUGAGCCUCCGUUCUCUUCCCCUGAUAUAUCUCGUUCCCUACUCUAUGCAAUAUCGAAUAACAUCGGACAAAUCGCAUAUCUCCAAUCGGAAAAACACUCUCUAUCCACAAUUUACUUUGGUGGAUCUUUCAUCAGAGGCCAUCGACAAACCAUGAACACUCUCAGCUACGCUAUCAAGUUUUGGAGUAACGGCGAGAAGAAAGCUUAUUUCCUGAGGCAUGAGGGGUACCUUGGUGCCGUGGGAGCAUUCUUAAAAAGACAACCCCGGAAUUGGGGGCGAAGAGGGAGUUUUGAGGAAGGCGUCGAAUUAGGCACAGAAGCCAGGGCAGAAGUGCGAGCUUCUGCUUCUGGAGAGGGUAGUGUAUAGACCUGGGCGGUUUUGUUUUGUUUUUGGAGGCUGGUGUGAGAGACCAGACCUCGAAUAGCUCAAAGGUGUGGUUUCGAAUAUUCAAUUAAGAAGUGCGUGAAGAUUACAUACAUGCGAGCUCUUCCUCUAUAUAUGGAGAGGAAGAGCUUCCUGAAUAUUCCAAGAAACUUGCAAGAAACUUGAAUGACGAAUACAUGAUGUCAGAAGAACAAAACAAGAAAGUGUGGAAAAGUAGAAACCUGUUUGGCAGUGGGGUAAUGGCCAGUGCUAAGCAGGGACUUUGGUCAGUGCUCAACGAGGACUUUGGUCAGUGCUCAACGAGGACUUUGGUCAGUGCUCAACGAGGACUUUGGUCAGUGCUCAACGAGGACUUUGGUCAGUGCUCAACGAGGACUUUGGUCAGUGCUCAACGAGGACUUUGGUCAGUGCUUAGCGAGGGCAUGGCCCGAGCCUCCAUCAUGGGUUCCAACCCUCACAGCUGGGUAGAAAGAAAGAAAAGUAUGUUGAUACAGAUUAUCAUGGUUCCGUUAGGAGAAGGGGGAGAGAUUUGGGACUUUUAUCUUGCAUUUUUUUUUGGCGUAGUAGGUAUACUUCCAGAUGUUUUGACAAAGGUCCAAUGAACCAGUCAGGUUAGAUAUUAGAAAUAGGAAAUAAUUCUGGAGAGAGA